Closterium sp. Yama58-4 is the source of this 270-nucleotide messenger RNA. The record is from the annotation of a GenBank genome assembly. NCBI's taxonomy places the organism in Eukaryota, Viridiplantae, Streptophyta, Zygnematophyceae, Desmidiales, Closteriaceae.
AUGGUGUUGCGGAACAAGCCCCCCAGAUGGCACGAGCAGCUGCAGUGCUGGUGCCUCAACUUCAGGGGCCGAGUGACGGUGGCGUCAGUGAAGAACUUCCAGCUGAUCGAGGGGGGCGGGCCGGGCAACGACUCUGACAAGCCGGUGCUGCUGCAGUUUGGGAAGAUUGGCAAGGACACAUUCACCAUGGAUUACAGAUACCCGCUCACUGCGUUCCAGGCGUUUGCCAUCUGCCUCAGCAGCUUUGAUACCAAAGUGGCGUGCGAGUGA